Penicillium lagena is the source of this 840-nucleotide messenger RNA. RefSeq lists its product as uncharacterized. Lineage: Eukaryota; Fungi; Ascomycota; Eurotiomycetes; Eurotiales; Aspergillaceae. The record is from RefSeq and is a predicted model, not a curated record. The coding region runs from base 1 to 840 and encodes 279 amino acids. The transcript has 2 exons.
AUGACUUUGGUUGAGAUGCGGGGAGCCGAGCAGAUUCAAAAGACAGUCGGGAUGCGCUUGUUCACGCAUUUACGCGUGCAGAUUGUAAGAUUCAAUAUCUACGACAUACUACGAGAAGCUCCAUUGGUGCAAUGGUCCACGCAGGCCAUGUCCUUGCGGUCGGUCAGCGACGCCAAAGCCGACGAGCUGGUAGACCUAGUUGCUCGCGUUAGCCAAGUAGUUGUUGACGCGGAGACACAAGAUGAUAUCAAAACUAUAACAGAGGCCACCGCUGUAGACCAACUCCUACUACAAUGGCAACAGGAUCUACCGCCCCGAUGGGCCUAUCGCAGAGCCCAACCACCGCCAACUCGAAGUCGGAACCAGGCGGAUGCAGAAGCUCUCUUCUUCGAUGAAACCUAUCAUAUCUAUCCGGACGCCUGGGCGUGUAAUAUUUGGAAUUUCUAUCGAGUAGGCCGGAUCCUGCUCCAUCGGUUGAUUUAUGUUCGCAUCCAGAAUAAUAAUUAUCCAACUUCACACUCGACAAACGAAGCGCUCAGCAAUUUAGCGAGGGAAAUUGCACAGAGUGUUCCCUACGCAUUGGGACAUAUUGGGUCUGCAAGAGAAGCAGAAGUCGAAUUGACCUCCUCAGUCAACUUUCUUGGAGGCUUCAUCGUGAUGUGGCCUCUGUUCCUGGCGUCCGAUGUAGCCCCCCUGGGAUCGGCACUACGCGAAUGGGCGAUCGAACGCCUGGAAGUGAUUGGGCAUUGCAUGGGAAUUGGGAAAGCCCAGUUUAUGGCGCGAGUUUUGCGAAAUGCACGACAAUUCGAAGCCAAACUAACGAGUGGGGAAAUUACUUGA